AUGACGGCCUCUUUGGAAGACGCACAGGCAAGCCUGCCAGCACAGACAAGAACAGAAAAGUCUAAAGUGGAAGGACAACCAAGUGUGGCGACAAGCGCUCCUGCGACGGCGCCCACAACUGCCGUUCUCUCGUCAAAACCAAUUUACUGCCUGGUUGUCGACACAGGCCCGAUCAUUCAGAAUGACCCGACCGUGAGCACGCUUCUUUCCCAAGCCGAUGAGCUGUACACAAUUCCGUCAGUUAUCGAAGAAAUUAGGGAUGAGGUCACACGAACGCGUGUGGAGACGACGCUUCUCCCUUUCCUAAAGCUGCGCAGUCCCAAGCCUGAGAGCAUCAAGUUUGUCAGCGACUUUGCACGGAGGACUGGCGACCUGGAGGUUCUCAGCCGGCCUGAUAUCCACCUUCUCGCGCUCACAUAUGAGUUGGAGUUGGAAAACAAUGGUGGCGAUUGGAGACUGCGCAAGACGCCUGCCCAGAAGAGCGUCAACGGCAAGUCGCCGGCGGCGAUAGCCGCAGAAGCGGCGGCACAGACAGCCGAGGGGGCCGAAAAAGAGGCAGAGACAGCAAAUGCUGUGGAAGCACAGCAGGAGCCAUCCGAGGUGUUGCCCGAAGCCCAGCAGGCGGCUACAUUGGAGGAGAAAGUUGGCGCUUUGUCUUUAGACGGUGCCAUUGGAGAGGAGACUGAGGCGGCAGAAGAGCCUCAAACAGAAGAGGCUGCAGAUGAGAAGGAGGUGGAAGAGGUAGAAGAGGAGGAGGAGGCAGAUGAAGAUGACGGUGGUGGAGAGUGGAUCACACCGUCGAACCUCAAGAAGCACCAGGCGAAGGAACGCGGUGGCGGCAAUCCGGAGCAGCCGAUUCAGAGGCGACUGCAGGCGGCUCUGCUGACGUCUGAUUUUGCGAUGCAGAACGUGGCGCUGCGGAUCAACCUGAACCUGCUGAGUCCUGCCCUGGCGCGCAUCACACGGGUCAAGACUUGGGUGCUGCGCUGCCACGGCUGUUUCGCAGUGACACGGCAGAUGACCAAGCAGUUCUGUCCGUCGUGCGGACAGGCGACGUUGACGCGCACAAGCUGCUCGACGGACCAGGGCGGCAACUUCCGGCUGUACCUGAAGCGCAACUUCCAGUUCAACAAGCGUGGCAACGUUUUCAGCGUGCCCAAGCCGGUGCACGGCAGCGCCAGCGGCAAGCUGACGGACCACAGCGGCGGCGGCCAUCAGGGCUGGGGCCGCGAACUGAUCCUGUCCGAGGACCAGCCCGAGUACACCAAGAAGGUGGAGGAGCAGCGUCGCCUGCGUGUGCGCGACGCGAUGGACGAGGACUACCUGCCGGGGCUGCUGACCGGCGUGCGCAGCAAUGCCGGCAGUCGUGUGCGCGUGGGUGCCGGGCGUAGUGUCAACGCCAGGAAGAGGAAGUAG
Grosmannia clavigera kw1407 is the source of this 1416-nucleotide messenger RNA. RefSeq names its product proteasome maturation ans ribosome synthesis protein. The coding region runs from base 1 to 1416 and encodes 471 amino acids. NCBI's taxonomy places the organism in Eukaryota, Fungi, Ascomycota, Sordariomycetes, Ophiostomatales, Ophiostomataceae. The transcript has a single exon. Gene Ontology annotation, biological process: maturation of SSU-rRNA; ribosomal small subunit biogenesis. The record is from RefSeq and is a predicted model, not a curated record. Gene Ontology annotation, molecular function: RNA endonuclease activity. Gene Ontology annotation, cellular component: preribosome, small subunit precursor.